Hordeum vulgare subsp. vulgare (domesticated barley) is the source of this 1718-nucleotide messenger RNA. RefSeq names its product WAT1-related protein At5g07050-like. Gene Ontology annotation, cellular component: plasma membrane. Gene Ontology annotation, molecular function: transmembrane transporter activity. Bases 148 to 1323 code for a protein of 391 amino acids. The record is from RefSeq and is a predicted model, not a curated record. Lineage: Eukaryota; Viridiplantae; Streptophyta; Magnoliopsida; Poales; Poaceae. The transcript has 5 exons.
AAGGUCUAGCUUGGUCUCUCUUGCUCCUUGAGUUCCCUAACCAGAAGCUUCUAGGCUUUAGCCUCUAGCCCUAGCUAGCUAACUUAUCUUCUAGUUAACCAAGGCUUUGCAGCCAGCAAGAAGUUCCAUAUAUAUCAUAUAUAUAUCAUGAUCACCACCAUGGGGGGCUACGGCGACUUGUUCGAGAAGGCCAAGCCUUACAUCGCCAUGAUCUGCCUGCAGUUCGGGUACGCCGGCAUGAACGUUAUCACCAAGGUCUCCCUCAAUGGCGGCAUGAGCCACUACGUGCUCGUCGUGUACCGCCACGUCUUCGCCACCGUCUCCAUCGCGCCAUUUGCCCUAAUUCUCGAGAGGAAGGUGAGGCCAAAGAUGACGUGGUCGUCUUUCCUCCAGAUCUUCGUGCUGGCACUGCUCGGGCCUGUGAUUGACCAGAACUUCUACUAUGUCGGUCUCAAGUACACCGGCCCAACCUUCGCAUGCGCCAUGAGCAACAUCCUUCCUGCCAUGACCUUCGUGAUGGCCUUCAUCUUCAGGAUGGAGAAGGUGGACCUGAGAAAGGUGCGGUGCCAGGCGAAGGUGGCCGGGACGGUGGUGACCGUGGCCGGCGCGAUGCUGAUGACGCUCUACAAGGGCCCGCUGAUGCGGAUGGCUUGGACGAACCACGGACAGGCCAACGGCGGUGAGGCCCCGGCCAUCGAUCCCACGGGGAGGGAGUGGUUCCUGGGAUCGCUCUUCAUCAUCAUCGCCACCCUCGCCUGGGCCUCUCUCUUCAUCCUCCAGGCUCACACCCUGAAGCAGUACUCGGCACCGCUCUCCCUCACCACGCUCAUCUGCUUCGUCGGCACCCUCCAGGCCAUCGUCGUCACCUUCGCCAUGGAGCACCGCCCCUCCGUCUGGACCAUCGGCUUCGACAUGAACCUCCUCGCCGCCGCAUACGCCGGCAUCGUGACGUCGAGCAUAGCGUACUACGUGCAAGGCCUGGUGAUCCAGAAGACCGGGCCGGUGUUCGCGUCGGCGUUCAGCCCGCUGAUGAUGAUCGUGGUGGCCGUGAUGGGCUCCUUCAUCCUCUCCGAGAAGAUAUACUUGGGCGGCAUCCUCGGCUCCGUCCUCAUCGUCAUCGGGCUCUACUCCGUGCUGUGGGGAAAGCACAAGGAGACCCAGGCGGAGUCCGCGGCUCUGCGGGAGGCGCUGCCCAUGGCCAUGGCCUCCUCCAACUCCAAGGGAGAGGGAGACGCCGUACAGGGGCACGAUCCUGAGUGCAGCGAGAAAGCCAACGGAGCAGCGAAGCCAUCCUCCAACGGACACGGAGCUAGUGCAGUCUGAUCGAUAGAUUCCAACUGUUUCCAAGUGCUAACUGCAAAUGUCUCGUCACUGAUGUCACAUGCACUAGCGCCUUGUGCGCUGCAUGCAGAGGGGAGAGUGGAAUAAUGUUGCGCCGUGCCUUUUAUUUUUGUCCUCUUGUAUGAUUUCCACAACCAACGAACGCCUUGUAUUUUUCUUCUCUUCUUUUCUUUUAUCGGGGGAGAAAGAAAUCGUGUGUUCCUGCAAGGGUAUGUACGUGAGUUUCACAUAAAUAGGUGUUCACGUAAGAGAAUUUUGAAUGGUUUGUGAUCCCGACUUAAUUUUGAGAUAAAUACUCCUUCCCUCCGAAAAUACUUAUUGGAUAAAUAGACGUCUCUAGAUGCAUUUUAGUAUUAGAUAUAUUCAUUUUUAUUCAU